This is a messenger RNA of Chelmon rostratus (copperband butterflyfish), 4202 nucleotides long. RefSeq names its product euchromatic histone-lysine N-methyltransferase 2 (gene ehmt2). Gene Ontology annotation, molecular function: zinc ion binding; p53 binding; histone methyltransferase activity. Bases 10 to 3639 code for a protein of 1209 amino acids. Lineage: Eukaryota; Metazoa; Chordata; Actinopteri; Chaetodontiformes; Chaetodontidae. Gene Ontology annotation, cellular component: nucleus. The record is from RefSeq and is a predicted model, not a curated record. The transcript is spliced from 28 exons.
UCGGGAAACAUGUCGGCAUCUGAAGCAUCGACAAAGGAGCCGCCUGAAGGAAAUGACUCAGAAACACCAGCAGAGACAUUAGCUGGACCAAGUCAAGUAAAGGAAGAUAAUGCCGCCUCCACCUCAGCUGCUGUUGCCAAGAAGACAGAGCCCAUGGGUGGUCUGCCGCUGAUGUUGUUAUCGCAGCAGCCUGGGAAGGACACAUCCAGAGCUGGAGAGGAGGGAGAGAAGUGGUCCCCUGCCUCCUCUCCAAACAAGUUUGCUGCAGGACACGCAGCAAAGUCCCUUCCGUCAAUGUCCUCCUCUUCGUUGUCCUCCUCUCCUUCUACGUCUUCAACGUUGUCCCCUGGCCGAGCAAAGAUGAGUGUUUCUGGGCCUGGUAGCAGUAAAUCCAUCCUGCCACCUGCUCCUUCGUCCUCUUCCUCUUCUGCCACAGCUUCCUCAUCUCCUUCUGUCUCUCCUGCCCCACCCAAGAUCCACCGGGCCCGCAAAACCAUGAACAGGCCUCCACCAGCACAGGUGAGCCACGUUGAGGCACCUGUUGCACCUGCGACACCUUCAGGGUCCUCUGCCUGCCUUUCAUCUGACUCUGAAACUGUUGCAAAGAGGAGAAAACUGGGUCAUUUAUCUGACAGCACACCUGCAAAGUCUGAGAAUGGUACAGCCAGCGCUCAAACUGUGGUAGACAAGUUAUUCCAUAAAAAGGUGGAGCCUGUUACCAAGAUACCGCCAGAGAAAAACAACGACAGCAUGGGGAAGUCAGAGGAGGAAAAAAUUCAAAGUUCCAGUCCGUCCGUGCGCAAUUCAGAAAAGUUUGAAGGUGGUGGGGCAGAAGCAAGGCAGCACACUAAAGACAUAGAGGGGUCAGUGAACAUGUCAGAUCAUAGUUCAGAGUCUGAAACACAGAGAGCCACCCAGAGCAGGAAUGAGGGCGAGGAGUCUUCAUUGCCACAGUCAGACCAGGACAAAGACAGAAACACAGCUGGUGUGGCGGAGACAGCCGGAGCAGGAAGGCCCGCUGAUUACACAGAGGUUCCCUUGGGUGCUCUAGACAUCGCUGCUGCUGAUAGUCUGACACUUUCUCCACAUCAUGAAGGAAGCGAUGCAGGAGACACAGAGCGGCUGGAGGAGCUCCCCCUGUGCAGCUGCAGGAUGGAGGCUCCUCGAGUCGACAGCACCAGCCACCGCGUCAGCAGACAGUGUAUGGCCACUGAGAGCAUCAACGGAGAGCUGAGGGCUUGUACCAAUCGGACCAUAAAAGGGGAGACCAUGCGGCCGUCCAGUCGGGUGCCCCUCAUGGUGCUCUGUGACGUCCAUCGCUCACACAUGGUCAAACACCACUGCUGUCCUGGGUGUGGAUACUUCUGCAUAGCGGGCACGUUUCUUGAGUGCUGCCCAGACCAGCGCAUCGCUCACCGUUUCCACCGGGGUUGUGUGACGGUGCUGGGCGGCGGGCGCAGCAGAGCAAACGACGGCGGCAUGCUUUUCUGUCCCCACUGCGGUGAAGAUGCCUCCGAGGCCCAGGAGGUCACCAUCCCCUCCUUCAGCUCGGCCACAGCCUCCGCGACCACCGUCAUCACCAUGUCGGCCUCCUCCACCACCACUCCGUCUCUGCCGCCGUCUGCCCCCACGGCGCCCUCCCUCACGGCCUCAACGGGAGGGAUGAAGGACGGGAAGAUGCCUGAAAGACCGGUCAGCGCACGAAUGCGGAGUCAUGGCUUGGUAACAGUAGCAGUGGAGCAGCAGCAGCAGCCUCCACAGCCUGUAGCCUCUGCAGCAACCGUGGCCACCGUCCCCCCAGCAGAGGAGGGAGUGGACAGCGUGGGACCCUCCCUCUGUAUGCCAAAUGGGAAACCCAUCAGCCCCAGCGCACUACCACCUGGGCCCAGCAGAGCGGCGCUGCAGAAGGCCAUUCUCACACAGGACACUGAGAGGAAGAAGAAACUGAGGUUCCACCCUCGCCAGCUUUAUCCUGCUGCCAAGCAAGGAGAGGUGCAGCGAGUUCUGCUCAUGUUGAUGGAGGGCAUAGAUCCAACGUACCAGCCAGACUCUCAGAACAGGCGAUCUGCUCUACACGCUGCAGCUCAGAGAGGUCUGCUAGAAGUCUGCUACAUGCUUGUACAGGCUGGCGCUCAAGUGGAUGCCAAGGACAAAGACACGAGGACCCCUCUGUUGGAAGCCAUCAUCAACAACCACAUCGAGGUGGCUCACUACCUGAUCCAGAACGGCGCCUGUGUCUAUCAUACUGAGGAGGAUGGAUAUACUGGCCUCCAUCACGCAGCCAAGCUGGGAAACCUGGAAAUUGUGAGCAUGCUUUUGGAAACGGGGCAGGUUGAUGUGAACGCACAGGACAGCGGUGGCUGGACGCCGGUCAUCUGGGCUGCAGAGCACAAACAUGUAGACGUGAUAAAAGCGCUGCUGAACAGAGGAGCAGACGUCACCAUUAAUGAUAAAGAGCUGAAUGUGUGUCUCCACUGGGCGGCGUAUGCUGGGAAUGUGGACAUAGCAGAGCUGGUGUUGAACUCUGGCUGCUCACUCGCCGCAGUUAACAUGCACGGAGACACGCCACUUCACAUCGCCGCCAGAGAGGGCUACUUGGAAUGUGUUACGCUGUUCCUGUCCAGAGGUGCAGACAUUGACAUUAUGAACAGGGAAGGAGACACGCCUCUCACCCUCGCUCGGGCCGACACUCCGGUGUGGGUGGCUCUCCAGAUCAACAGAAAGCUGAGAAGAGGAAUAGCCAACCGCAUGCUUCGGACUGAAAGAAUUAUCUGCAGUGACGUGGCACAGGGCUAUGAGAACGUACCGAUCCCGUGUGUGAACGCAGUGGAUGACGAGGGCUGUCCCUCAGACUACAAAUAUGUUUCAGAAAACUGUGAAACUUCAGCAAUGAACAUAGACCGCAAUAUUACACACUUACAGCACUGUGGCUGCACUGAUGACUGCUCAUCUAGUAACUGCCUCUGUGGACAGCUCAGUAUCCGCUGCUGGUAUGACAAGGACCAGCGGCUGCUCCAGGAGUUUAACAAAAUUGAACCUCCACUUAUAUUUGAAUGCAACAUGGCGUGUUCGUGUUACCGAACAUGCAAGAACAGGGUGGUACAGGCAGGCAUCAAAGUUCGUCUUCAGCUCUACAGGACAGAGAAGAUGGGCUGGGGAGUUCGAGCUCUGCAGGAUAUUCCCCAGGGAAGCUUCAUCUGCGAAUAUGUCGGGGAGCUGAUCUCUGACGCAGAGGCAGAUGUUCGGGAAGACGAUUCCUACCUGUUUGACCUGGACAACAAGGAUGGUGAGGUGUAUUGUAUCGACGCCCGCUACUAUGGCAACAUCAGCCGCUUCAUCAACCACCUGUGUGACCCAAACCUCAUCCCAGUACGUGUGUUCAUGCUGCACCAGGACCUGAGAUUCCCCCGCAUCGCCUUCUUCAGCUCCAGAGACAUCCUCAGCGGACAAGAGCUGGGGUUCGACUAUGGAGAUCGCUUUUGGGACAUUAAAAGCAAGUAUUUCACCUGUCAGUGUGGAUCAGAGAAAUGCAAGCACUCGGCUGAGGCCAUCGCCUUGGAGCAGAGCAGACUGGCUCGGCUGGAGGCUUGUCCAGAAUCGGGAGCUGACUGUGGGAUGACCAUGCUGGGAAACUCUUAAAACACUCACCCAUGGGGCCUUUGGAUUAACCUCAUCAGUUUCACAUGUGCACAUUGGCAAUGGAAAUACAUCCUGAGGGGUUUACCAUGUUAAAAAUUCUGUGUUGGAUGCAUGAUUUUUCUUUUCUACUUGAAAUGUUAUUGUUCUUUCAAAACUCGCCACCUUAAAGUUGAUCUUUUCCCCUAUGAUAGAGGACAUGGGCCUUAACAUAUUUUUAAACUGUGUUGGUAUUAUGAAAACAGAAGGUCUUUGAUUCUGUACAUACAGUGUUUACUGUAUAUCACAAUGUCCUUUUGCCUUGACGUAUGAGGUUUGUGCAUUCGGACUCUGCAGUCAUUUAACUAUCAUACAUAAUGUAUUUUCUGUUGUGCCAACAAAUGCAAUGCAUUUUUACACAGUACAGUAAUGGGUCAAGCAUUAGCCCAUACUGGACCCUAAAAGGACCUGAGGAAUAGCGAUGUUUAUGGAUGAUUGUGGUAGCUUUAUUUUCUUUAUUUUUGUACGUAUUGUUUACUUUAUCACACAUUUAGUGUAAUAAAUUAGAUUAUGUGUUAUUCUUUGGC